GUCUUCCGGGCUGGCUCGCGGGACCUCUCGUUCAGUUUAGUGGGGUAAAGGUGAGGAGAGCUGACGCGGACAACAACACACUGGAGCUCGUCACCAUCCUGCUGAAAGAGAGGUACCUGCUCACUGUGGAUGCAGAACGCCUGAGGUAGCAGAAACUGAAGGAGGACAAAGAAAUGGCCAAUAAUUUGCCACACUCUCUGCCUGAGCGGACUUUCCAAUACCAAAGCAGCCUGCCAUCCCUGCCUGUUCCGACACUAGGGAUCAGCCUUUCAAAGUAUCUGGAUGCAGUUCGCCCAUUUGCAUCUGAGACGGAGUAUAAGGCUACAUUAGACAUUGUGAAGAAAUUUGAAGUGGGUGUUGGUGAAGAGCUGCACCAGAAGCUGCUGCAGAGAUCCAAGGCAAAGAGGAACUGGCUGGAAGACUGGUGGUUAGAUGCUGCGUAUUUGGAGCUUCGCACCCCCUCUCAGCUGACUGUGAACUUUGGUGGUCCGGCACCCUACCUGGAGCACUGCUGGCCUCCUGCUGAGGGAACUCAUCUGCAGAGGGCGAGCAUAGCAACAUGGCAUACACUCCAAUACUGGAACCUGAUCCGCACGGAGACGCUGCCUCCUCAGAAAGCUGGUAAAACAGCGUUGGAUAUGGACCAGUUUAGAAUGCUCUUCUGCACCUGCAAAGUACCCGGGGUAAAGAAGGACACCAUUUACAACUAUUUUAAAGCAGAAAGUGAGGGUCCGUGCCCAUCCCAUGUGGUAGUGAUGUGUCGAGGACGGAUCUUCACAUUUGAUGCACUCUGUGAUGGAAAAAUCCUCACUCCUCCAGAACUACUCAGGCAGCUGAGCUACGUGGAGAAAGUCUGUGAGGGAGAGCCCGAGGGAGACGGAGUGAGCGCUCUCACCACAGAGGAGAGGACUUGUUGGGCGAUGGCCAGGGAGCAUCUAAUAAGCAUUGAUCCACACAAUAAGACCAUCCUGGAGACCAUCCAGAGCAGCCUGUUCGUCAUUUCUCUGGAUGAAAGCAAACCAUACUCCUCGGCAGAGAACUACACAAAUAUGGCACGGGAAGCCCUUAAAGGAAACCCCACCAUCCGCUGGGGGGACAAAUCGUACAACUCACUUGUGUUCUCAGACGGCACUUUUGGAUCCAACUGUGAUCAUGCACCUUAUGAUGCCAUGGUCCUUGUGUCUUUGUGUUGGUAUGUGGACCAGCAACUCAAAGCUACAGAAGGCAAAUGGAAGGGGUCAGACGCAGUCAGAGCGAUUCCCCCUCCUGAGGAGCUGGUGUUUACUGUGGACGAAAAAACUCGUAGUAACAUCCGUCAAGCCAAACAGCAAUACCUGGAGUCGACACAGGACCUGCAGGUUGUGUGUUAUGCCUUUACAGCGUUUGGAAAAUCAGCCAUUAAAGAGAGGAAGCUGCAUCCAGACAUCUUCAUUCAACUAGCAAUGCAGCUAGCCUACUACAAACUGCAUAAAGGGCCAGGAAGUUGUUAUGAGACCGCAAUGACUCGCACGUUCUACCACGGCAGGACAGAGACGAUGCGCCCCUGCACUGAGGAGGCUGUGAACUGGUGUAAAGCUAUGAUAGACCCCACGUGUGAUGUUAAUGCCAGGAGGAAAGCCAUGAGACUCGCCUUUCUUAAACACAGCAAACUGAUGGCUGAUGCCCAGGAGGGAAAAGGUUUUGACAGACAUCUUCUUGGGCUGUAUCUUAUCGCCAAAGAGGAGGGACGUCCCACUCCAGAUCUCUUCAUGGAUCCCCUCUAUGCAAGGAGUGGUGGUGGAGGUAACUUUGUGCUGUCGUCCAGUCUGGUGGGCUACACAACAGUUCUGGGGGUCGUCGCUCCCAUGGUGCACCAUGGCUAUGGCUUUUUCUACCGCAUCAGAGAUGACAGGAUUGUGAUCUCUGUCUCAGCGUGGACAUCUUACCGUCAGACAGAUGCUGCAUCACUUUUCAACAACUUCAGUAGCUCCAUGCAUGAGAUGCUCCACCUGGCCACCACAUCUCAGCUAUAGAGUCACACACAACAGACUCGCCCAAUUGAACAUUAUAUAUGACCGUUAAUGCUCACACAGUUUGCAUACCACCAGUUUAUAGCCGACAGCUAGCGAUAGUCCUUUUUGUUCUCAGCACAGAUCAAUGCAAAGGUAAUCAGUGCCAUCAGGGGAUAGCCACUGGUUUUAAGAGUUAUAAAAAAAAAAUCCAAUGUGAAUGUUUUUCUUCCUGCUGUAAAUAUUUCCUGAUUUUCCUGAUUGUAGUCAAAUUUUUAUUGAGAAUUUUUAAUUUGAAACCUGACAGUAUUAAAGCUAAGGUGAGGCUAAGGAUCGAAGAAUAUAAUUUCUGGCUGCUUCGAAUGUUCAGAUUUUUUUCUGUGAAAAUAAAAUGGCAUUCCAUAUCGAACCCAUGAAGGUAACUUUUGAUCAGUUAAAUUGUUCAUGUUUUUAAUUGAUGAUCAAAAAUGAAUGAAGAGCAAACAGCCAUACAUGCUUGCUGCAAGUUUGUCUGUGCAAAAAACUUGCACAGAUCAUGGAUUGUAGAUUUUUGUCCCUUAUAAUUUACUUUGGAUGCAUAUUAGAGAAAGAUAUUUUAAAGCUGUAAUGAACAGGAGUUCAGAACUGUUAUAUUCCAUAUGAGGUAGACACACACACACAGUUUAUAUCUCUGCAUUUAAAGCCUUAAACCACUCUGUUAUCUGCUUGUUAUGAUUGACCUUUUCUUAAAUGAAUAAAUGUUAAUAACAUUAUUGUUAUUGCUUCAACGUAUAACUGAGAAACAGACCAAUAUUUUCUAUGCUUGAUCAUAAUUGAAUGUGAUUCAGGAACAUCCAGUAAGGUUGUCUCGACAUGAUGAUGAGAAAAACUGCUCGAUUUCAUAUCUUUGUCCAAAUAAAGAAAUGAUGUUGAAACAAA
Labrus bergylta (ballan wrasse) is the source of this 2906-nucleotide messenger RNA. It is a transcript of the gene crot, whose product is annotated as carnitine O-octanoyltransferase. Gene Ontology annotation, molecular function: carnitine O-octanoyltransferase activity. NCBI's taxonomy places the organism in Eukaryota, Metazoa, Chordata, Actinopteri, Labriformes, Labridae. The record is from RefSeq and is a predicted model, not a curated record. Gene Ontology annotation, cellular component: peroxisome.